GAUGUAUGAUGGGCAGAAAUCUUUUUGUAUGGCCAACACGUGAGAAUUGCGCAAUGCCCGCUAGCUGCGUUCGGUCUAUGAGCUCGCUGUCGAGGGACUUGGAAAAGCAUGAAAGCGCCUCGCUGCCCCUCCAACCUCUGCUUGUUGAUUUCAUCACAUCAAUUGUACUUCAGAUACCCGUCUUUAAGACAAACCCAGAUUUCCUGUAAGAAUUUGUCCCUUGCACGCCCGAGUUCGAGGUCGAACAUUACCCCGCGCUACCCCGCCACCCCUCGUGUUUGCGAUGUUUGAACGACUCUGACGAGGCUGCACAGAAAACACAAUGUCUAACGCGACUCUCCGUCUGGGCAGCACCGCCCCCAACUUCAAGGCCGAGACUACUCAGGGUCCUAUCGACUUCCACGAGUUCAUCGGCGACAACUGGGUCAUCCUCUUCUCCCACCCCGAGGACUACACACCCGUCUGCACCACCGAGCUCGGUGCUUUCGCCAAGCUCGAGCCUGAGUUCACCAAGCGUGGCGCAAAGCUCAUUGGCCUCUCUGCCAACACCAUUGACAGCCAUGAGGGCUGGAUCAAGGACAUCGAUGAGAUCUCCGGCUCCCAGCUGAAGUUCCCCAUCAUUGGCGACAAGGAGCGCAAGGUUGCUCUUGCAUACGACAUGAUCGACCACCAGGAUGCGACCAACGUUGACUCCAAGGGCGUUGCGUUCACCAUCCGUUCCGUCUUCAUCAUCGACCCCAAGAAGACCAUCCGUCUGAUCCUGUCUUACCCCGCGUCCACUGGCCGCAACACUGCUGAGGUCCUCCGUGUCCUUGACAGCCUGCAGACUGGCGAUAAGCACAGGAUCACCACUCCCAUCAACUGGGUUCCUGGUGAUGAUGUGAUUGUCCACCCCGGUGUCAAGAACGAGGAGGCUAAGACACUUUUCCCCGACUUCAGGAUCGUCAAGCCCUACCUGCGAUUCACCCCUCUCCCUAAGGAGAAGACCACUGCCGCAUAGACGCCUUAGUCAACUGCUAGGCACGGUCAGAGCUGCAUGAAGUACCUGGAGUAGACAUUGUGGAUACAAGCGUUGGGCAUCACAGACGGUGAGCUGCAAUCUUAGGAUCCGAACCUCAAAGGUUGGUCCUAACAAGCUGGACCUCAUGCUUCUCGAAUGAAGUGGGAUGCUCUGGCGCAUCCGAUUCGGUAGAUGUUUGUAGACUCAGUCUACCUCAUAGGGCUGAAACGCUCUGCAUAAUGAAAGAUUGACGACCCC
Molecule: messenger RNA, 1258 nt
Organism: Boeremia exigua
Lineage: Eukaryota; Fungi; Ascomycota; Dothideomycetes; Pleosporales; Didymellaceae
Product: thioredoxin-like protein
Exons: 1
Coding region: 323-1000 (225 amino acids)
Biological process (GO): cellular oxidant detoxification; cell redox homeostasis; cellular response to oxidative stress
Cellular component (GO): mitochondrion; cytosol
Molecular function (GO): peroxiredoxin activity
Source: RefSeq, a predicted model, not a curated record